AUGGAUAUCAAUGAGUUUUCCACUAGGAUUGUUGGAGUUUACAUGCUUUUGACAUCCUUCUGCGGAAUCCUUAUAAAUUUGUACAUGUUGUACUAUUUUUCCAAAUUACAAAAAACUAGUUUCUACAUUCUCUGUGCUUCGAAAACUAUAUCAAAUAUUUUUAUGCUUCUUACUUAUUUUUUCUACGUUGGUCCAGUUAAUGUUCUGUACACACCAAUUGGUCCCAGUGCGCUGAAUACAUAUGUUAAUCAGAUGAAUUCAUUCGGUUUUUAUUUGCAAGGACCUGUGACUCAGCUAAUGAUAACUGUAAAUCGAUUUUUGGUCGUGUGGAUUUCGGCGGCAAAAGCUUCAAAAGAUAGCAAAAAUGUUACAGUAGUAGUUCUAACAAUUUCAUGGGUUUUUGCAAUUUGGUAUUCAACAUUGCUAGGCUUUCCAGACGAUUGCCGAAUGCAAGUGAAUUUCGGGCAUGUUCCCUGGACCCGACCACCAUGUGCCUUGGAAAUGAUUUAUGUACUUAUUAUUAUCAUUUUUUCGCUAGGAGUUUUCACAAAUAUUUUGAAUAUUUUAAUAGCAAUCAAGUUAUUUAUUUUAUCGAAAUACUCGAAACUUCUCUCCUCUGUAUCCUUCCAAAACCGGCGGAAAUCCCGAAUCUACCUAUUCCUCCAGUCAUGUUUUCAAGAUUGGAUAGUCGUCGUCGAUAUCCUUAACAAUUUUGGAUCCAACGUUUACUGUGCAAACCGGACCUGUAUAGUCCUGGUGACAAUGGGCUUCGGGGUGAUGGUGUAUGCAGCGGAUGGAAUCGUCAUGUACUUAUUCAAUUGUAAAUUGAAUUCGGAUGUUAAUAAAAAUUCGAGAAAGCUGAACAGAGAUGUUAUUUCGCCCAACAGAAGGCUUUCAACUAUAGUGCCAAUUUCAUAA
Molecule: messenger RNA, 918 nt
Organism: Caenorhabditis elegans
Lineage: Eukaryota; Metazoa; Nematoda; Chromadorea; Rhabditida; Rhabditidae
Gene: srx-105
Product: 7TM GPCR serpentine receptor class x (Srx) domain-containing protein
Exons: 7
Coding region: 1-918 (305 amino acids)
Source: RefSeq, marked reviewed